This is a messenger RNA of Dendronephthya gigantea, 6082 nucleotides long. RefSeq lists its product as uncharacterized. The transcript is spliced from 27 exons. Bases 232 to 5784 code for a protein of 1850 amino acids. NCBI's taxonomy places the organism in Eukaryota, Metazoa, Cnidaria, Anthozoa, Malacalcyonacea, Nephtheidae. The record is from RefSeq and is a predicted model, not a curated record. Gene Ontology annotation, molecular function: protein binding.
UCAAUAUAUAUAGACAUUACUGUUUCAGUAUUGUGCUGUUCUUCCUCGCUUGUACAAACGACUCACUUUUGGAGACGUGUUAUAUUCUUCAAUAACACACACAAGCUGAACGUCCAGAGCAGGUUGUCUCGUAUUUAUUAUAAUUCAGUAUCCCCUCCGUAAAGCGAAACUAAGUAUUUUGCACAUCAAGGAUAGCAGUGGGUGAAUAAACAAGAAUUUCUUCCAGGCGAAAUGGCUGCGGAAGUCGCAUUUAGAGUUGGUUUUAAAGGCAACGACCUAUGGCAGGCUGCUUUGAAAGGGGAUUUAAAGAAAGUUGAUAAACUACUUAAAAGUGGAGCUGACAUCACGUUUAAGAAGGACAACAAGCCGAUGAUUAAUAUGGUUCGAGAACUCGAGCAAUCCAAUGCAAGUGAUCCUGCAAAGUUGUAUUAUUACGGACAAAUAAAGUUAAUUAUUGAAAACAAACUAAAUUCAUCGAUUUCAACCGAUGUAAAUGCAGGCGAUGUCGAUCGCGUUCGUUCCCUGGCUGAGAGCGGUGCAGAUCUGUAUCAAGAAGGAAGGAUCAUUUCCCAGGCAAUCGUGUCCGCUAAGGAUAGCCCAGAAAUUGUCGCAAUCCUGCUUUGCAACAACUUUAUGAACGAACAGUACAUAGAAGCUAUUCAACCCGAUGGCAAAACUAAUGUUGGUUAUCUUUUGGCCGAAGCAAAACGUGAAAACAACGGCAAUUCAGCGAAGGCUCUAAAGGAUCACAUUAAUUUUGUCGUGGUGAGAGAGUCUGAAGCGGGUAAUCUCCCUCGCAUCCAGGCUCUUAUGAAACUCGGUCGUGACGUCAUCGAUUUAAAAUUCAAACGAUCCGACGGACAAACGGCAUUGAUGAUGGCGGUAAUGAAGAAACACUUUGAUGUUAUCGGGGUGUUGCUAAGCAACGGCGCUGACGCGUAUCAGGUGAACGCUGAGAAAAAGAGCGCGCGAGACAUGUGUGGUCAUGACGUGCGGUUGACCGCCAUGUUGGAUAAGGUUGGCAGGGUGAAAGAAUUGCGAGAAAAAAUAAGAAAGAAUGGGGCGGCAACGACAUCAAAAGAGAUUGGAGGCUAUUUAGACAAAGGUGUCCCGGUAAACAGUGUGGAUGCGGAUGGUAACAGCAUCCUUUCCUUGGCCGUCCAAUACAAAUGUUCCAAUGAGGUUCUAAUGAACCUUAUCACCACCUACCAUGCCGAUCCCAAUGUUCUCAACAAGCGAGGCACCGGUCCUGUGGAAAUGGCUCUCGUCUACAGAGACAAAAAGACUUUGAAAUGUUUAUUUGAAGCGGGAGUGAACAUCAAGCGUGGAAAUAACAUGUUGCUUCAGUUUGCAGAAGCACAUGGUUUUACCGGUUCCGUUAAAAUCAUUAAAGAGGAGUUAGGGAAAUAUCUAUGGAAAGCCGUAGACGAGGGAGAACUGGAGGAAAUCAAAACUUUGUUGGAAAAUUGUGGAGCAUACGUGGAUGAAAGUUGUCAUUUAGAAGGAUAUGAAGGUUGGACAUCAUUAUUUCUGGCGGCACACAAGAACAAUGUCGAGGUCGCCAAAUGUCUGUGCAUCGCACAAGCGAACGUUGAUGCAAGAUGUCAAGAUGGGAAAACUGCCAUUUCUAUAGCUGUACAGACAGGAAAAAAGGAAGUUCUUCAUUACCUGCUCUCGGAAGGCGCUUCGGUGAAUGUCGCCGACAUAAGUGGAAACACGCCUCUUUUAUUGGCAGUGAAAGCCGGCAAUCUUCCACUGGUUCAAAUUCUUCUUCGUGCCGGGGCAAACCCUUACCACGAACAAGGAAGCGUGUCCGUCUCCCAGCUGGCCUUGGAAUCCUCAAACAAGAACAUAGUGUAUACAUUUGAACAUCUUGACUUUUCAACCGCCAUUCCUGACUGGAAAGAGACCCGUUCUAAACAACGACCCUCUUCCAAGCACAAAUUUUUCAGAUCUCCCAUCAGCUUCGAUCCCAACCCGCCUCAAAAGGUCCAAAUGAUCUUGCAAGGAAACGAGAAGACUAACAAAAAACUGAUCGACGCGGCCAGGAAUGGGAGACCAAUUCAGGUCAAAGAAGCCAUCGCGGAAGGCGCCGAUAUCCGUUGUUUUGACAACAAGAUGAAGCGACCUCUUCAGUACGCGCAAGAAAAAUUAACGAGACUUAACCAAGAGACGCUUAGUCCGAUCGAGGAGAGACGACGAGCCCAGCUUGCCGGUCGAAUUGCCUACCAAGACGUCGUGACCUUCCUGACGAACAAACUGAAUGAGCUAAUGUGGAAUGCCGUGAAACAAGAGAGCCUGGAACGGGUGCAGACCCUGCAUGAAUGUGGGGCGACAUUGAACUGGUGUGCACCUGAACGUCCACUGGGCUUACCUGGUCUGUUGGCAUCAUCGCAGGACAAUCCAGAGAUCAUGUCUUACCUCAUGCACUACUGCCCAUACAAUUUGCCAGCACUAAGGACCACUGACCAACAAAAACACACGGUGUUAUCAUUGGCGGAAAGUAGAGGAUUCAAAAAUUUAAGCUCGUGGAUUCGAGCGAAGAUGACUCAUAGUUUAGAUUUAGCCCUUUCAAAGAACGACCUGCCUGCAGCAAAGCAGUUUUUAUUGUUCGGUGGCGGUGCAGAAAUAAGCCGAGCAGACGGUGACACGCAUCUACAUCAAGUAGUUGAAAUGGGUGAUUUAGAGUUGGUUAAGUUGUUGGUCGAAGCUGGUGCUGAUUGCUCGGUCAAACACCAAGAACAUUCGAUGACUGAUCUCGCCCGCAUCAAGGGACGUCUUCAAAUCUCGCGAUUAUUACAAAAAUCCAUGAGAAAUAAGCAAUUGUUCAGUGCGGCCGCUAACGGCGACCAUGCCGCUGUGCAAGAACAACAUUUACACGGAGCAGAUAUCGACUGCCAUUCUUACCAGGGAAUAACUCCGUUGAAAGCUGCUGUAGCCUCUGGAAAUGCUAAGUUAAUCCACUAUCUCGUUUCUCGCGGUGCGUCGCUGGUGCGAUCGAGAACAUCAUCUGUUCAUCCAAUCGGAAAACUAGAAAAUCUCAACUACAACAUUCCGUUGAAGGACUACAUUCAACGUUCUGUCGACGAACAGUUUCUGGCCACUGUGAUUGAAGGAGACACGACCAAACUGGAGGAUCUGCUACAGCUUGGGGCCAGCAUUGACUACUGCAAUCCGAACUCGAAGGAGACAGCGAUAUCUCUGUGUAUCAAUUAUCAUAGCGUUGACCUGCUGAAAUUCUUGGAAAAUCUAGGAAGUGUUCUGACAAGCCCUGCCGAUGCUAAAGGUAAUUAUGCCUUAGGCAUAGCGGCCAGCAGAGGCAACACCGCCGUCGUGGAGUAUUUGGUAAACGAGAUAAAUAUCAACACAACUAUUCGGAAUGAAGAAGGGAAAACCCCGCUGGAUAUUGCUCAAGAGACGGAUCAUCAAGAGGUUGUCAGGUUAUUGGGUGGUGAAGUUAAAGAAGACAAAGGCAAGAAAGCAUAUCAACCUCCAAAAUAUAAGUUGGAGGAACUGUUGAGUGCCGUCAAGAACUGCAAUAUGACCAUCAUUAAGGAAUUCAUCGAUGAGAUUUACUCCAGACGAGACGAAAAGGUUAAGCAUUGCGUGGAAAUGUUGAAUUUUAGUGUACGACAUAAGCAAAAGGAAGUUGAGAAGAAGCUGAGAAGACAUUACCAAGAUCUGAUCGAGGACACUUCUGAGCAUAAACUAACUGGGUCAGCGGAAUCUCAAGUCAUUUUGACUGGUUUUCUACGAAGCCUGAGCGCUCAAAUCACUGGUUAUGCUUUGGAUCCCAACGAUCCUCGAAGUUACGAUUGUUUCUUCAAGAACAUGGAUGUGAAGGCAGAGGAAGCGCGAAAGAGGAUUUUGGUUGACGAUCUAAACCAGCUGAAGGCGCAGUUCCAAGAGGAUCUUACACGAGUUCAGGAGGAGUUGACUGGUUUGAAACAACAACGCGAAAGCAUGCAGGCCAGAGAUAAAGAGUAUGUCGAAAGAAUCGUGCAAUUGAAACUUCAAGUCUCCGAAGAAAAAUCCGCAAGAGAACGCGAUCGUAUUCGGCAGGAGAUGAUAACACUGCAGGAUGAUGCGAAAACUCUUCACGCGCAGCAGAAGAUCUUGGAGGCCCAAGAAAAUCGGCAGAACAAGCAUUAUGAAGUUUCCAAGAGAUUUGAAGCCAUCCAUAUAAACCUUCUGCAUUUUUACCGAACUGUGUAUCUCGGUGUGGAAGAAAUCUUCCUCGGUGCAAAGUCCGUAGCAAGCGAGAUGACCAUUGCAACUGCGGGUAGUUUAGGAAAGACAACGAAAAAGAUUGAAACAGUCAGCAGUAUCCUUGAUAUUUUCAAACUUGAUCCAUUGGUUAGCGCCACGGUAGCGAAAGUCACUAAGUUUUUCAUCAAAGCUGGUACGAAAGUAAUGAAUGACAUUGAAAAAUAUCGUCAGAAAAAAGUUGGACAGUAUAUUUCGGGUCUUGUGACAAAUGGUGAACAAGUAGACAUUUGUACAGAUGUCGCUUACAGAUUGACGCUUUGGUACAGUGAUCAAAUAACGUGCCUGGCUGAGCCUAGUGAUGCAUCGAAAACCUCAAUUUGUGUCCAUUCCCCUGCUCGAAGAAUGGCUCAAAUUGCAGUGGGCGUCAUUUACAUUUCUUUGAUUGAAAAAGAAAUUGAGACAGGAAAAGCUGCAAAAUUUGCUACACUAGCUGAGAAAUUGGUCUGGUGCGUUGUCGCUCAGAAACCCGAAGAUGGCAAGAUUGCCAAUCUCCAAGAACGCGCCGCCGCAACUAUAGCGGAGUGGAAACAGAAAGCGGGCAAAGGUCCGACCGGAAAUGGGUACCUUGGGAGUAAAGUUCCACCAAAUUUUGUUGAGGUGGAGAUCGCCGAAAGUCUACAGAAGGAUGGGAAGAAGACAUGGAUGCUGCGAGAUAUAUUUCUCAAGUGCGGCAUCAUUGACCGUGAUGGGAAUGUGUACGAGGCAGAGUUUACAGACACUUCGGUGUUUAAAUAUUGCUACGGAACUGAAAUGGCCGCAACUGAACGCUGCUUGGAACGCCAAGAUGAGAAAAAGCCUCAGCCAAAAGGCGAUUUGUUUCCUGACGAAGACGUUAUAACUGUGUCCUCAAUCAGAGGAGCGUCUGCUAGCUCGGGCAGUGGGGGCCAGUUUCACCUUGCCCCGGGAAAGAUUGAUGGAAAAAUGAAAAAUUGUUGGAAAAAUGAUGUUAGUAAAGCUCAACUAGAGAAAGUCGAACGCAGGACUGAUAGUCUCGAAGAGAUCGCCGAAGAAAAAACGAAACUUUACCAGGAAACCUUUACAAAUUACCAAGGCCAGCUACUUGGAAAAUACAACGAAUUGAAAUCUAAAAUGGAGGAUCACUUCAAGAAUGUGUUUGAUAAGAUGCAAGCGGACACGAGGAAAGAAUUCGAGACGAUGCAAAAAAAGUUCAGUCAGAAAGAAAAAGAACUCGACGAGGCCUUUCGAAAAUCACAAGGAAAGUUGGAUGCACGUUAUGAAGAAACGGAACGCCGUUUGGAUGAGGGCGCGAAGAAAACAGCCGCGGAAGUCAAGGAGAUUAUCAAAAUUGUGAAGGCGGCGGAGGCGAAGUUCGAAGCACAGGCCUUGGCUUACAAGAAGGAUUCGGACGACAAGAUUAACAUCAUGGAGAAUCAUACAAAGAAACAUGAAAAGGAAUUAAAAGAGGAAUGUGCCAGUAAUUUUUCCAAAAUGAAAGAAAUGGCUGCCAAGCUUGAACGAAGGAUACAAGCAUUGGAACAUGCGGAUAAACGCUGAAGUGCGCCUUAUCUUUAUUGCUCUUCAACUAUAAUUAUUUCAGCACUAAAAUUUAUACUAUAUUAUUAGCACUUUAUACCAUGACAUUUCAUAGGUGGUCGCAGCCAUCUUCGUAUUUUUGAUAGUUAUUCAUUUUCGUUUUCUUUUUUCUUUUUUUUGUGCGGCCGGACAGUGCCCUGCCUUUUAUGAUUAAUAUUUAUUGCACAAUUUGCAUUUUAAGAAACGUUAAUGCACAAAAUCGUAGUUCAAAGUCAUAAACUGACAUAGACUGUAAUAACUGUCAUUUAUUUGGUAGUAU